GCCGCCCUCCUACCGCCGGUCUCACUGCCUGACCUUGUGGGUUUCUCUCUCUUCCAGGCCCCACACUCGCUCCCCCAACCGCUGCAAUCUGGAAGAAAUUACUCUUUCCAAACAGCCAGACUUCCCCACUUGCAGGAAAUUCCAGGCUGGCAGGGGAGGGGCCGGGCUGGGGGGCCGCCCAGUCCAUCCAAUCCCCCACCCCCUCCGCGGUCCUUCCCCGCGCACAUCCAGUCCCGGCCACUUCCCGCCCCCACACUCAGCCUGGCGGGGCCUCUGCUUUCCCGCCGCGGCUUCUUAGUCCUUAAAUCCUAGAGGCCAACUUUUUUGGGGGGGUGGGGGGCAGGGGGGGAAUAAGGGAGGCCUGGGAGGGGCCUACUGCCUUAACCCUCUCGGCCCCAGACGGGCGAGCUGGACUGGGCGGGGACUCUGCGCCCCUCUGGGCUCCCAUCAUGGCCCCCGAGAGGGGCUGACGCUUCCGUUCCCGGUGCAGGUGAGAUCCCGCCCGGAGGAAGGCGGAGAGAGGCGCGGGCCUGGGACCAGGAGGCGGAGGCGGGCCCGAACCGAGAGGAGCGGGUCCCGGGCGGUGCAGGAGCCUGAGAGCGCGCCCGCCCGGUUCGGCGAGGACCGCGAGAUGCCGGUGCUGAAGCAGUUGGGCCCCGCGCAGCCCAAGAAGCGGCCGGAGCGCGGCGCCUUGUCCAUCUCCGCGCCGCUCGGCGACUUCCGGCACACGCUGCACGUGGGACGCGGCGGCGACGCCUUCGGGGACACCUCGUUCCUGAGCCGCCACGGCGGCGGGCCGCCCCCCGAGCCCCGGUCGCCGCCCGCGGGGGCCCCGCGCUCCGCCCCGCCGCCCGCAGUGCCGCAGGCCUCGCCGCCCGCCCUCCGCGCGCCUGCGCCCGCUGACCCGCUGCUGUCCUUCCACCUGGAUUUGGGCCCCUCCAUGCUGGACGCAGUGCUGGGUGUCAUGGACGCGGAGCGCCCGGGCGCCGCUGCCGCCAAGCCCGACGUGGACCCCGGUCCCGGGGCGCAGCACCCCCGGGCCCGCUGCCUCGCCAACGCGGACAUCGAGCCGGACGACGUCAUCGGCCUGUAGGGACCCCCAUUCCCUGCGCUCUUACCGCCCAGCGCCCCACUUCUUUCUACAUAAACCGACAAGGUCUGUG
Messenger RNA from Dama dama (fallow deer), 1163 nucleotides. It is a transcript of the gene CDC42EP5, whose product is annotated as CDC42 effector protein 5. The record is from RefSeq and is a predicted model, not a curated record. The coding region runs from base 632 to 1093 and encodes 153 amino acids. Lineage: Eukaryota; Metazoa; Chordata; Mammalia; Artiodactyla; Cervidae. The transcript is spliced from 3 exons.